CUCUCUCGUUUAUUGUGACAGUAAUCAUAACAACCAAGCAUUUCAUUUUCUCUGGAUAUUGCAGUUUUUUUUUUAAUUAUGGAUUCACGAACAGAACAUCCUCCAGCGGAAGGUCAUGAAGAUGAGCACUCCCAUGAGAAGACGUCGGUGUUUAAGAAGGUAAAGGCAAAGGCGAAGAGAAUGAAGGAUACGCUCAAGAAGCAUGGCCAAGGUCCCGACCAAGAUCAUCAUGAACAUCAUCCUGACGAGCACCAUAUUCCUGAUGAUCAUGAUCUAGGUAAGGAAGAUGAUGAGGACGAGGAAAUGGUUGAGGAUCCCGAAGUUCAUGCCCGAACAGAGACUGAGAAUUCAGGGAAAUCCAAGCUCGAUUUUGGGAGGUUAGGAGCCACGAGGGAAGACGCUCCAUCCCCAGGAGAGAGACACGAGAGCAAAAUAAUCAAGCCCAUUAAGGGCAUUGAGCCAAAUACAGAUCAACCCAUUUCCAAAUUUGGAAACCCAAUAGUCAGUGGGGAACAAUCUCACGCGCCGCAAAAUACACCUGUAUCACCUCCACCUGGAGAUUAUGGGACUAAAGCCACUGACCCAACUAAAACCUCUGUUCUUGGCGAAGGAGGAGGUACGGGACAACCUAAAGUCAAUUUGGAAAGACCGAUGGGCUUGGAGGAGGAUCGUCACGCGCCUAAGGACAGAUCUGAACCCCACUCCCCUACAAAUUAUCGGACCAAAGUCACUGAUCCCAAGGGCACAGGCGGAGAGGAGGCAGGAAUCGCCCCAAUUCUUCAGUCGUUUGAAAAAAUGAAAGUACAUGAUGAACCGAGUCCAAAACCAACUGGACCAGACGAUAACUCACCUACUACGAUAAGACAGCAGUUUACCAAAUCACCUACCGAGAGCCAUGACCAGUUCUCUCCAGGGCCAAUUCCUCCGGAGGCCAAAACCGUCCGAGACAAAUCUCAACUCCCUGAAAGCUUUGACGCCACUAAACGGACGGAUGACUCUUGGGAUAUAUCUGAGGAGCCAAAACCAACUGGACCAGACGAUAACUCACCUACUACGAUAACAAAACUGCCGGAUGACUCGCGCGAUAUAUCUGAGGAGCCAAUGAACCAGAGGAGUUCCACUGAAAAAAUCCCACCUGCCACAUCCACUAUUGCUGACAAAGCAAUCUCUGCGAAGAAUGUUGUUGCUUCAAAGAGCGGAUACGGUGAACCGAAGCCAAAACCAACUGGACCAGACGAUAACUCACCUACUACGAUAACAAAGCUGACGGAUGACUCGCGCAAUAUAUCUGAGGAGCCAAGGAGUUCCACGGAGAAAAUCUCACCUGCCACAUCCACCAUUGCGGACAAAGCAAUCUCUGCGAAGAAUGCUGUUGCUUCAAAGUUUGGAUACGGAGAGAAGGAUAUGACAUCUGGGACUGAAGUCCGCCAGAGUGGAGAUAAUGCCAAGUCUUCACCAGCGGAAUAUGGGAAGAAAAUUGCUGCGACGGAGACUGAGAAACAAAACCCAGUAUACGAGAAGGUUGCUGAAGCAGGUAGUACUGCGAUCUCAAAAGUGCAUGGCACUGGCACUACCGAUACUGACCCUGGUAUUGGCAAUGAAUCUCGGAGUUCGGACGUUAGAGGGCAAGACAAAGGAGUGUCAGUGAAAGACUAUUUUUUGGAGAAGUCGAGGCCUGGCGAUGAGGACAGGGCGUUAGCUGAGGUGAUCUCGGAUACUUUACACAAGCCCAACAAAAAGCCAGGGGAAGGAGAGAUGCCGCCUAUGGGCAAGGUGACCGAGUCAGGGGAGGUGGCAAGACAGUUGGGCACUAAGGAAGACAAUUCUUGCCAAGGGAUGCAAUCGAGCGAUGUAAAUAAUAGCCAGGAGAAGGGUGUGGUGGAUAAGUUUAAAGGUGCUGUCGGUUCAUGGUUUGGACUUGGGGGAGAAUCUCAGCCCCAAGUUUCUCCACAGCCCCAUGAUGGUUCCUCGUAUGGCGAUGAGGGUAUUUCCCGUUCUGCCAAUGGAGAUGGAGGAAACAGUAGCCCCACAGCAGAUGAGGGCAAAAGACUUCAGGAGAACUGAUCAGAAGAGUUGGAUCCUUUUUCAAGUCUGUUCUACAUUCAAAUGCGUGGUUUGAUGUUGUGAAUAAAACAGUAAGGCAUGAGAUUUUCUGCUGCUGGUGUGUGUAAUAAUAUGUGAGGCUUUAGUUCAUGGAAGAUGCUUGCAACUAUAUUUCCAUGUACAUCUAUGCAAAUAUAAAUUGAUUUAA
Juglans microcarpa x Juglans regia is the source of this 2251-nucleotide messenger RNA. RefSeq names its product low-temperature-induced 65 kDa protein. The coding region runs from base 79 to 2064 and encodes 661 amino acids. The transcript has 5 exons. NCBI's taxonomy places the organism in Eukaryota, Viridiplantae, Streptophyta, Magnoliopsida, Fagales, Juglandaceae. Gene Ontology annotation, biological process: response to stress; response to abscisic acid. The record is from RefSeq and is a predicted model, not a curated record.